Messenger RNA from Eremothecium sinecaudum, 1545 nucleotides. RefSeq lists its product as uncharacterized. The transcript is spliced from 2 exons. The record is from RefSeq and is a predicted model, not a curated record. NCBI's taxonomy places the organism in Eukaryota, Fungi, Ascomycota, Saccharomycetes, Saccharomycetales, Saccharomycetaceae. Bases 1 to 1545 code for a protein of 514 amino acids.
AUGGGCAAAUUAAAGGCUAAAAAUAAGAAUGGACCGAGCUCCAACGUGCGGACUUCUAUCACUCAAGAUGACUUGUAUGAAGAAGCUGUGAAACUUGAAGAACAAGCUGAAAGGUGGAUAUUAUCUGACGUCGUCAAAACGCUUAGGUUCUAUUCAAAAGCUUACGAAACGUAUGAGCAGGCUUUGAAGGUGGAUUCAGGGUCUAUUAGUGAUUCUUACAACAUUUACUAUAAUGAAACUCGUUUAUUGCUGAAAAUUUUCACUGAAUACACUGGUGCAAAUGGGUAUAUCAACGUUUUGAAGUAUGUGAACUUGAGUGGUGUGCCAGGGCUGAAUGAGAUUCUUUUGCCUCUCUCAGCUAUAAUCCAGAAAUUUGAAUUCGUAGUUUCAGAGUUCCCCGAUCACUGUAGCUGGGAUCUUUAUUUCAACCUAAUGACAUGCUAUUUGACUUAUGCUGAAUAUGUUGAUUCUCCAGCAGGUUCAGAAUUGGUAAGUAUUAGCACACGGUUCAUAGAAUUAUCCCACCAGGUGCUUCGGAUGCAUUCUGAAGCAUUGGCCGACUGGUCCUCACCAGAAAAUAAUUCCCCAACUGCAAAGGAAAUCCAAAAGCAAAACACUGAUGUAGAUCUAAGAACUGGGGCUGGUAUUCGUCAUAAUACACCUUCUCAGUCUGAAACUGAGCUUUUGGUAAUGUUCGACGGGAUCACCCCUCAAACUUUCAUAGAUACGUUGGUCACAACAUACAAGUUCAUCUACGCUAUUACAGAAAUACUUAUGGAUUUCAAGUCAGACCCUGUUCAGGAUAUUAAUGAAGCUCAGGUGAACUAUUUGGAAGAUUUAAUUGCGAAAUUUUUAAAUCAAACGGACGACGCUUUUGGUUCACUGUCAUUCACUGACACCCUUGAUGUCAGCGAGUUACAGCUGGCGCGGAGGGCAAUAAAUGGGCUACAAGUUGCUGCAACAGGCCAGCUGGAGACUAUCAAAGAAUUCCUUAAUCAGUCUACAACUACAGAGAUGGAAGUUCUACUUAGCAGUGUUGACUUACUCCAGGCUGCAUAUCCGUUCGUGCCAAAAAUGCAACAAUGGGAACUCUGUUGCUUACUGAAUACGACUUUAAAAAGUUGUCAGGAUAUGCUAAGCACAGAAAGUAAUAGUAUUAAGUCUGGCAAGAGUAAACAAAUGGAUCAAUUGAGUGUUACUGUGUUCCGUUUAUGUGAUGUAAUGGUUAGUCGCGCUGACAAUGAAAUACGUCGAAUGCAAAUAGAACAAGCAUCAACUACAGAGAAAAGCAUGGAAAUAUCCGAUAAAACUGAAAUCCUUCAUAAGAAUGCUAAGGUACUAUUAGAAGGAGCCAUGGAGAUUGCAAAACAGCCUUGCGGAUUACGGGAAUAUGUUAUCGACAAGCUAAAGCGCAACUAUAUUUUUCUCCAGGCAAAAUUAAGAGCCUGCGUUAUCUCGGGUGACAAUGGCUAUGACUCGGACGAACUGCAUGAUCUCCUAUCUUCCUAUCCCCAGUACUGUAUAUUUCAGACUUCGAGUGCUUGA